CGAAGGCUGCCCUAGGGAGAUGGAGCCUAGGGGGCUGAGUGGGGAUCACAAACAGGGAAGAGGGAAGAGGAAGGAGAGAGAAGGGAGUUGAGGGAAAGGAGAUGAGAUUAUGGGAAGGCCUGGGGGACCCCACUUUUCCAAACGACCUCUGGCUUCUCGCAGAGGGCAGAAGCUAUAGAGCCAUCGGGGAUUUCAGGCCGGCAGGGGAGCUGUGGGGGUCAUUUAACCCAACCUCCUCAUUUGACAGCAAAGGAAACCGAGGCAAUCUAGAGAGGGGAUGUGACUUGCUGAAGCUGUUGUGGGGGUGGGGGGGCUGUCUUUCCAGGUGCAAGUGAGGCAGGAUGAACUGGACAGGCCUGUACGCCUUACUCAGUGGUGUGAACCGGCACUCUACGGCCAUCGGGCGCGUCUGGCUCUCGGUCAUCUUCAUCUUUCGCAUCAUGGUGCUGGUGGUGGCCGCCGAGAGCGUGUGGGGGGAUGAGAAGUCCUCCUUCAUUUGCAACACCAUGCAGCCUGGCUGUAACAGCGUGUGCUACGACCACUUCUUUCCCAUCUCCCACGUGCGCCUGUGGGCCCUGCAGCUCAUCCUGGUGUCCACACCGGCCCUGCUCGUGGCCAUGCAUGUGGCCCACCAGCAGCACAUGGAGAAGAAGCUGCUGCGGCUCGAGGGCCACGGGGACCCCCUGCGCCUGGAAGAGGUCAAGCGGCACAAGGUGCACAUCUCAGGCACGCUGUGGUGGACCUAUGUCAUCAGUGUGCUCUUCCGCCUGCUCUUCGAGGCCGUCUUCAUGUACGUCUUCUACCUGCUCUACCCGGGCUACGCCAUGGUCCGCCUGGUCAAGUGCGACAGCUACCCUUGCCCCAACGUGGUGGACUGCUUUGUGUCACGGCCCACCGAGAAGACCGUCUUCACUGUCUUCAUGCUGGCCGCCUCCGGCAUCUGCAUCGUGCUCAAUGUGGCUGAGGUGGUGUACCUCGUUGUCCGUGCCUGUGCCAGGCGGGCCCAGCGCCGCUCCAACCCACCUUCGCGCAAGGGCUCAGGAUUUGGCCACCGGCUGUCCCACGAGUGCAAACAGAAUGAGAUCAACAAGCUGCUCAGUGACCAAGAUGGCUCCCUCAAAGACAUACUGCGGCGCAGCCCAGGCUCCGGGGCUGGCCUCACUGAGAAGAGCGACCGCUGCUCUGCCUGUUGAGGAGGGCCCAGUUCCAGCCUGUCCUGGGUGCCCAAGCACCCAUCCCUUCCCUUCAGCCUGGGCACCUCAAGGAAGGGGUGGCCAAGGGACAGAUCUCGCCCCCUCCUCCUCCCUGAGCUCAAGGGGCCCAAGGAAGGGUGUAGUUCGUGCCGUUUCUCCUCCCCCUUUCUAAUCCCUGCUCCUCUCCAGGGGACCACUGGGUACUUCUGGGGAUGGGGUGGGGGCGGCCCCAACAGCAUUGGUGACACUAACCUUAACCGGGACAGCCUUCGGGGAUCCUGCCAGCGGGCCGGGAGUUGUCGCUGGCCCCUGGGAAGGGCUCGGAUGGCUGGGAAGAAGAAGGGUCUGAUUCCAUCGGAUCAGCAGGGGGCAGGCGGGCCAGGGGGUGGGUGGUGCCUUUGACUCUAGGGACCUGGGCUUGGGCCUGUGAUGUGACACACGAAACAGGAUUUGACAAUAAACGUGGCUGGGCCUUG
This is a messenger RNA of Gracilinanus agilis (Agile Gracile Mouse Opossum), 1669 nucleotides long. It is a transcript of the gene GJB1, whose product is annotated as gap junction protein beta 1. NCBI's taxonomy places the organism in Eukaryota, Metazoa, Chordata, Mammalia, Didelphimorphia, Didelphidae. Gene Ontology annotation, cellular component: connexin complex. The transcript has a single exon. The record is from RefSeq and is a predicted model, not a curated record. Gene Ontology annotation, biological process: cell communication. Bases 342 to 1193 code for a protein of 283 amino acids.